ACAUGAUAAGAGACAAGAAGCAAAGAAAAAUUUGUGUUCCUCAGACAACUGAAACUGAGAUUAAAUUGCUUACAAAACUCCAUCUAUUGGAGGUGUGUUAAGAAACGAGGAGCAGGAAAUCAGACAUGGGAGACAUCGAUCCAGCUUUCAUACAAUCCACAGAACACCGUCCAACAGCCAAGGUGGUGGAAGCUGGUGAAAUUCCAAUCAUCGACCUCUCAGAAAGCAGAGAAGAACUCAUCUCAAAGAUUGGCAAGGCAUGUGAAGAGUGGGGUUUCUUUCAAGUAAUAAAUCAUGGGGUUCCCUCCGAAGUUAGCAGAAAGAUUGAGGUUGUGGCCAAGGAGUUCUUUGAGCAAAGCACAGAGGAGAAGAGGAAAGUGAAGCGAGAUGAAGUUAAUGCAAUGGGGUACCAUGACGGGGAAAAUACCAAGAACGUAAGGGACUGGAAAGAGGUAUUUGAUUUUCUUGUUGAAAACACAACACAAGUCCCAUCUUCUCAUGAACCCCAUGAUGUGGAGCUGAGAACUCUCUCCAACCAGUGGCCCCAAUAUCCUCCUGAUUUUAGGAAAACAUUGGAGGAGUAUACUCGAGAAGUGGAAAAGCUAGCUUACAACUUGUUGGAGCUGAUUUCAUUGAGCUUGGGUUUGGUUGCUGACAAGUUCCAUGGCUGCUUCAAGAACCAACUCAGCUUGGUGCGGCUCAAUCACUAUCCCCCAUGUCCAUUCCCUGAUCUGGCUCUUGGUGUUGGUCACCACAAGGAUUCCUGUGCUUUAACUGUGCUUGCCCAAGAUGAUGUUGGAGGCUUACAAGUUAAGAGAAAAUCAGAUGGUGAAUGGAUUCCAGUUAAACCCACACCACAUGCAUUUAUCAUCAAUGUGGGGGAUGUAGUUCAGGUUUGGAGCAAUGACAAGUAUGAGAGUGUGGAGCACAGGGUGGUUGUGAACACUGAGAAGGAAAGGUUUUCCAUUCCAUUCUUCUUCUUCCCAGCUCACCAUGUUAUGGUGAAGCCUGUGGAGGAGCUGGUGAAUGAGCAAAAUCCUGCAAGGUAUAGAGAAUACAACUUUGGUAAGUUCUAUGCUAACAGAAACCGUAGUGAUUUCAAGAAACGUGAUGUGGAGAAUAUCCAAAUUCAUCACUUCAGGAUCCAUGUUUGAGCAUAAGAAGUUGUGCUGGUUCCUUCAUUUCAAAUACAAAUAAAUUUGUGUUGGUUCCUUUCUGUUAAUACAUAAAAUAUCGAACUCUAGUUCUAGUUUCUUUUCACACCCUAAUUCUCCUAUAGCGGAAUAGAAUCAUAAACAGAACACUGAUCAAGAUGUGUAACGUAAAGGCAGGAUUUGAAAUUCUGAAACAUUGAGCCAUGGAUGCCCUGUUAUUAGUAUAUUGUUGUGCAAAUUAUCCUUAAUAUAGUUUAUGUGCUUUAAUAAGCA
Gastrolobium bilobum is the source of this 1427-nucleotide messenger RNA. RefSeq names its product protein DMR6-LIKE OXYGENASE 2-like. Lineage: Eukaryota; Viridiplantae; Streptophyta; Magnoliopsida; Fabales; Fabaceae. The record is from RefSeq and is a predicted model, not a curated record. The coding region runs from base 126 to 1154 and encodes 342 amino acids. The transcript has 3 exons.